AUGGAAGGCAGCAAUAGUGAGAAGUGCCGAAAAUCAGACGCGAUCAUUCUCACAUUUGCCUGGUACAAGUUCAACAUCUCACGAGAUGGACAGUCAGACACAGGCUAUGCACAGUCAGGCCAUGUGUUUCCCGGCGCCGCUCUGCCGUUUGGUAUGGCCAAAGCGGUAGCCGACGUAAACACAGAGCUGCAGGGAGGCUUUGCGUCGGACGAUGGCGAGAUCACGGGUUUCAGCCACAUGCACGACUCAGGAACGGGAGGCGGCGCCCGUCUCGGGAACUUUCCCAUCUUUGCGCACACGGGCUGUUCUGGCGACGUUCUCAACAAUUGUGCCUUUACGGCGACAGACCGGGCCGUGAAGCGGGUGCCGGGCAGCGUGGUGGCCGAGCCGGGCUACUUUGCCGUAACGCUCAACACGUCGGUUCGCGCGGAGAUGACGGUGACAAAUCACACGGCGCUGUACCGGUUCACCUUUCCAUCGGACAGGGCCAACCUGCCCUACAGCUACAGCCCGCUGGUUCUGUUCGACCUGAAGGACCUGUCGGACUCGCGUAUCAACGGCAGCGUCGCCGUGGAUGCGCAGACGGGCCACAUCACUAGCAACGGCACCUUUGGCCCGUCGUUUGGCGUCGGCAGCUACGAUUUGCACUUCUGUGUCGAUUUUCACGGCGCAGACGUGCGCGACAGCGGCGUCUUUGCUAACAACCGUGCCGGCAACACGACGCAGUCGCUGCGCACGUUUGCCAACGGCGUCGACGUGCCACCAGUGCCUGCUGGCGCUUGGGUGCAGUUUGCGCCACCCGCGGCUGACGACCAGAUCCUCGUCCGCGUCGGCCUCUCGCUUGUCAGUGUUGGCCAGGCUUGCACCAACGCCGAGAGCGAGCUGACCGGGCCCGACUUUGACUUUGACGGCACGCGCACGGCAGCCGCCGAUGCCUGGCGCGCAAAACUUGCGGUCGUGCAGAUCGACGACAGCGGCGUCGACAACAAUCUCAGCACGGUCUUCUGGUCAGGACUCUAUCGUGCGAUGAUCUCACCACAGGACUACACGGGAGAGAAUCCGCUGUGGCAUAGCAACGAGCCUUAUUACGACUCGUUCUACUGCAUCUGGGACUCGUUUCGGUCAAUUCACUCGCUGCUGACAUUGGUGGACCCGCAGAGCCAGACGUUGAUGGUGCGUAGCCUGAUCGACAUCUACCGACACGAGGGCUGGCUGCCUGACUGCCGGAUGAGCCUGUGCAAGGGCCUGACACAGGGCGGCAGCAAUGCAGACGUGGUGCUAGCCGAUGCCUAUCUCAAGGGGCUGACAGACGGGAUCGACUGGGAUACAGGCUACGAGGCAGUUGUGAAGGAUGCAGAGGUCGAACCGCCAAUCUGGAACGUCGAAGGCCGAGGAGGCCUGGCCAGCUGGAAACAGUGCGGCUGGAGUGGGCACGUUCUCGCGCAGCAUCAGCCGGACGGUCGAGUAUGCGUACGACGACUUUUGCAUCGCUCAGAUGGCGGCGGCCAUGGGAAAGCCGGCAGAUGCGGCAAAGUACCGACGGCGAGCUGGCCAAUGGGCGAACCUGUUCCACGACGAGCAGCGGUCGUUUUGCCGACGGGCGGCGGCAACGAGAGCGCCAAAAAUUCCGAAAAUUCCGAAAGUGCCGAAACCACCGACAGCGGCUUUGCCGGCUUCCUGCAGCCGCGUUUCCUCAACGGCACCUUUGGCUUCCAGGACCCAGCGCUCUGUCAGCCGCUGCUCAACUUCACAUCCUGCUACCUCACCACCAGCGGUCACGAGAUGUACGAGGGCGGCAGCUGGCUAUACACGCUUUACGCGCCACACGACAUGGCCGCUCUGAUCGGCCGGCUCGGUGGGCCCGAUGCCUUUGUCGCCCGGCUGCAGUAUAUCCACGACACGCCCGGGCUGCUCUACAUGGGCGACGAGCAGGCCUUUCUGCUCGUCUUCGUCUUCCAUUAUGCCGGCCGGCCGGCCCUGUCAGCUCGCUAUGCCCACACGUACAUCCCAGCCCAGUUCAACACCACAACAGUCGGCAUCCCCGGAAACGACGACAGCGGCGCCAUGGGCGCCUUUUCCUCGCUCACCAUGCUCGGCCUCUGGCCCGUCGCCGGCCAGGACGUCUACCUCAUCACCCCACCCUUUUUCCGCGAGGUCAGCGUGACCAGCCGGCUGACCGGCCGCAUUGCCACCGUGCGCUGCCGCAACUUCGACCCCGCCCCGGCCAACAUCUACAUCCAGAACGCUACGCUCAACGGCCGUCCCUACAGCCGCAACUGGCUCUCUCACCGCUUCUUCUCCGACGGAGGCCUGCUCGAGCUCACUCUCGGGCCCAGCGAGAGCGCCUGGGGUACGGCCGAGGCCGAUCUGCCGCCGAGCAUGUCUACCGAAUAG
Molecule: messenger RNA, 2394 nt
Organism: Grosmannia clavigera kw1407
Lineage: Eukaryota; Fungi; Ascomycota; Sordariomycetes; Ophiostomatales; Ophiostomataceae
Product: glycosyl hydrolase
Exons: 5
Coding region: 1-2394 (797 amino acids)
Biological process (GO): glycoprotein catabolic process; protein deglycosylation; protein quality control for misfolded or incompletely synthesized proteins
Cellular component (GO): cytosol; nucleus
Molecular function (GO): carbohydrate binding; peptide-N4-(N-acetyl-beta-glucosaminyl)asparagine amidase activity
Source: RefSeq, a predicted model, not a curated record